AAAAGGAGCCAAGGAUUACCCUUUUCAUUUUGUGCAUUAUUACAUAAGGAUACAAACAACAGUAUUGUGGAAAACUUAAGCAUUUACGAGUGUUAAGUGAUAUUUAUUUUUAUUUCGAAACCUAAUUCAGGCGAAACAAGCAAGAAGCACAGACGCCUGCACUAUGAGAUUAACACAUCAUUUGGCUUUUAUGGCCGCCAUACUUCUGGCAGGCUCUGCUCUCAGCAACGCUGAGGAAUCAGCUUGGGGUGGCGGCUGGGAACCCACGAAGGAGUCAAUGCUCAGCAGACGCUCAGCGGAGUCUGAGAAAACAGAUGCCGCUGCAGUGCAGCCCGUAGAGGUACAGGGUCGUAAUUAUGGUGUGCAUGAAGCGAUCUACAGCAACGACACGAAUACCGACAUCAAUGCCAUUAUCGAUCAAAUUAUCAACUCACGACGCGAAGGACGUAUUUUAGGCGAUUACGAUCAAGUGUAUGCCGAUGGUAAUAUCGAUCAAGCGCUGCAACAAGGUGACGAUUUGCAAGCACGCAAUCUUAUACGCGAUAAGCUUUGCGGACUGGGUUUAAUGAGUUGUGAUGUUGAAGAGAAGCGUCCUUACUACUCAACCAUCUACGCACAAGGCCCACCACCAUCAUCAUUUGGUGGCGGUCCAUAUGGACCGGCCAGACCUAUGCCACCACCCGGUCACUUCAACAGCCGUCCUCCACCACCACCACCAUCGUCUUUGAACUCUUUUGGACCACCACGUAAGGUAGGUUAUGAAGGCGCUUACAAACCACCUUUCCGUCCGUCGGGUCCUGGCGGUCCGGUAUAUAACGGCCCAUAUUUGGAAAAUCCACCACCAUCCGCAAUUGGCACGACAGGUCCAAACACCUUUAACAAACCUCCACCUGGCGCUAUUAUUUAUGGCAGUAAACCACCAGGUCCAGUAUAUACUGGUAAUUCCGAUGCACCACCACCACCGUAUGCCUUUGAAAAUCCUAUCGGUGAGAAAAUUCAGGCUUCUGGUUCCUCCCAAACAAAUUUCUAUGCCCAUCAAUCAUCUUCGGCCUCUUCAGCUUCGUCUUCGAAAGUAGUUGUUGGUAACUUGAAUGCCAUACCAGUGUCAGCGCCUGCCGGUGGCUUGCAGCAGCAUGUACACCACCAUUUCCACCAUGUCGAGGGCGGUGAAGCUAGCGCUAAGGUGCCUACAGUACCCAUACCAAUUGGCGCUGGCCAAUCGAUCAACACCGACUUUUCUGCUCUUGCACAAUCAUCGGCUUCCUUCACACCACAAACACAAGGUGGCUUCACCGAAUCGAAUGCAUUUAAUGCCGGCUAUAAUGGUGCAUCACAAGGUGGUUUGCUCUCACAGGCGGCAGCUAACAGUUUCGGCAACUACGAGAAACCCAAUACUGACCUUUACAAACCUACAGGAGGUUUUGGUAAUGCUGGCGCACAAGGCGUAUACGAACCAACUGGUAUAUCUGGUGGUCAAGGUGGUAUUUACGAACAAAAUGCUGGCGCUAGCGGUUUCGGACAGAGCGGAUUUGCACAAUCCACUAAUUUCGGCCAAUCGAGCAAUUUUGGACAGUCCAACAACUUCGGACAGGCCAGCGGCAGCUACCACAGUCAGAAUCCCGACUAUUAUAAGAAAGAGUUACAAAACUUUGGCGGCAUUGGUACUUCGGCCGGUUACAACGGCAUCGGCAACAGUUUGGGUGGUCAAUACCAAGGUGGAUAUGAUACGUCACGUCAACAAAUCGUGGAUUGUCAGUGUGUGCCAUUUAAUCAAUGCCCUGCUGCCGAUCGUAUUGGACGCAAAGAAGAUUUGAUUUUGGCCAUCGAUCCGCGUAAUUUGGGUAAAGACAUUGAAGCUCUGGGUGAUGAAACUGCAACAAAUGCGACCGUUAGCGCAACUGAGGAUAAAAAGGAAGAAAAGAAAGAACAGAAAGAUGAGGAGAGUAAACGCAGCAAACGUCAGGCGACGGCCGAAGAUAAACAGUCCGAUGAUGGUGCAGCCGAUCUACCGCUGGAUGCUGAAGGGCGCGCUUAUUAUGGCAAUCGUCCAGUUGAGAAGACUUGCCGCGUCAACGAAGUCUGCUGCCGUCGUCCAUUACGUCCAGCCCCACAACAACAACUUGGUCGCUGUGGUACACGCAACGCUGCUGGCAUCACUGGCCGUAUCAAGAACCCAUCAUACAUCGAUGGCGACAGUGAGUUCGGCGAAUAUCCAUGGCACGUGGCCAUCUUAAAGAAGGAUCCCAAAGAAUCGAUUUACGCUUGCGGCGGCACACUGAUCGAUGCACAACACGUAAUCACUGCGGCUCAUUGCAUUAAAUCGCAAAACGGUUUCGACUUGCGCGCUCGUCUAGGUGAAUGGGAUGUUAACCACGAUGUCGAAUUCUUCCCAUACAUCGAACGUGAUGUGGUCUCAGUACAUAUUCAUCCCGAAUACUACGCUGGUACUUUGGACAAUGAUUUGGCCCUACUGAAACUGGAUCAUCCCGUUGACUUCACCAAGAACCCACACAUCAGUCCAGCUUGUUUGCCUGACAAAUUUUCCGACUUCACCGGCUCACGCUGCUGGACCACUGGCUGGGGUAAAGAUGCUUUCGGCGAUCACGGCAAAUACCAGAAUAUUCUGAAAGAGGUCGAUGUUCCAAUUUUGUCUCAUCACCAAUGCGAAUCGCAAUUGCGUCAAACUCGUCUCGGCUACAAUUACAAACUCAAUCCCGGUUUCGUUUGCGCUGGCGGCGAAGAGGGCAAGGAUGCAUGCAAAGGUGACGGUGGCGGCCCAUUGGUGUGCGAACGCAACGGCAUCUGGAAUGUGGUCGGUGUUGUGUCCUGGGGCAUCGGUUGCGGUCAAGCCAAUGUGCCCGGUGUGUAUGUGCGCGUUUCGCACUACUUGGACUGGAUUCGCCAAAUUACGCAAUACUAUAAAUGAGUGGUGGCACCAGCUGCGGCGACGCCUGUGCGGCCAACCACAACAGCCUAUCACAGCUGUCAGUCGCAAGACCGAGAUGUGUUCCACUUUCACUUUCGAUAAGCCAUUAUUUUUGAGUAAUACGACGAGUAUGAGUAUAUGAUAAUGAUAUUAUUUAUUUUUGUUAGUGUUGUAAGUGUAGGCACAUAAGUAUUUAAGUGCUCUCCAGUGCGACUGUUUGUUUUUGUCAAUUAUUGUUUUUGUUUUCCUUAUUAUGUGUAAAUAUUUAUUGCCUUCUUCUACAUUUGUUAAAUUAUUUGACUGCGCUUUGCGCGAAAUGCGGUUGCUACGACCACUUUUCAACACUUUUAAAUUAUUAUAUUUAACUACUUGUACGACACACGAAUGUCACAACUUUUAUAAACUUUAAUAAAAUAAAAUAUUUAUAAUAAAUUUA
Bactrocera neohumeralis is the source of this 3362-nucleotide messenger RNA. RefSeq lists its product as uncharacterized. Gene Ontology annotation, biological process: proteolysis. The record is from RefSeq and is a predicted model, not a curated record. Gene Ontology annotation, molecular function: serine-type endopeptidase activity. NCBI's taxonomy places the organism in Eukaryota, Metazoa, Arthropoda, Insecta, Diptera, Tephritidae. The transcript is spliced from 4 exons. The coding region runs from base 164 to 2926 and encodes 920 amino acids.